AUGUUAGAUCUUUCUUUUCCUGUUUUGGACCAGUACAAGCAUUUCUGUGAGGAGAUCCAGACCCGUCAGUACCGCUCCCUGGAAGUCCUGCUUGGUUCAGAUUACGGUCCUCCUGCUGACAUCUGGAGCGUCGCCUGCAUGGCCUUCGAGCUGGUCACUGGAGACUCUCUCUUCCACCCCGAAGCCCGGGAGUUCAUUUCCCUGGAGGAAGACCACAUCUCCCAGAUCAUUGAGCUGCUUGGUAAAAUUCCUCCAGUCGUCGCUCUGUCAGGAAAAUAUUCUGCGGAGUACUUCACCCGUCGAGGUGAUCUUCAUCGCGGCGGUUCACUGAGGCUCUGGAGCCUUUACGAUGUUCUAGUAGAGAAAUACAACUUCCUGUUAGAGGAGGCCUCUGGAUUCUCAGAUUUUCUCCUUCACAUGUUGGAUUACCGCUCAGAGCGGAGGGCAACUGCUGCACGGUGCCUCCGACACCCGUGGCUGACCUCCGAUUAA
This is a messenger RNA of Nematolebias whitei (Rio pearlfish), 492 nucleotides long. RefSeq names its product SRSF protein kinase 3-like. Gene Ontology annotation, biological process: regulation of mRNA processing; spliceosomal complex assembly; protein phosphorylation. Gene Ontology annotation, molecular function: protein kinase activity; ATP binding. The transcript is spliced from 4 exons. Lineage: Eukaryota; Metazoa; Chordata; Actinopteri; Cyprinodontiformes; Rivulidae. The coding region runs from base 1 to 492 and encodes 163 amino acids. The record is from RefSeq and is a predicted model, not a curated record.